Molecule: messenger RNA, 1740 nt
Organism: Trichoderma aggressivum f. europaeum
Lineage: Eukaryota; Fungi; Ascomycota; Sordariomycetes; Hypocreales; Hypocreaceae
Exons: 5
Coding region: 1-1740 (579 amino acids)
Biological process (GO): transmembrane transport; monoatomic cation transport
Cellular component (GO): membrane
Molecular function (GO): monoatomic cation transmembrane transporter activity
Source: RefSeq, a predicted model, not a curated record
AUGACUUCGCCAAACCGGCCUUGGCUUAGCCACGAUGAUAGUUACUAUCACUCCUCCUUGCAUACGCGGACAAAGACCCUGACAUCACUGAUCCGGACCCGAUCUCAACAAAGCCUGACGAGUCUACGGCCAGCAGCUCCGACGCCGCGCCAUCUCGUAGACGAUGAGGAGACAGGGUCCAUGCGCAAUUCGUGGAUGCGCAACGAAGAUGAAGAGAUCGAGAGACUCUUGCGAGAUGAGCAUCGAUUGUCACAGAUUCUUCUUGGCCCACAGGCGCGGAGCUUGAAGCUCAUUGGGCGAAGUAACCCGCGAUAUCGCUGGGAACGGUAUUGGAAGACGAAAGAGCAGCUCAAUGACAUGAAGAAGCCCCUACGUGAAUUCUACCAGAGAACGAAUUCUCUGAUCCAGCAAUACAUGUACAUUGACUGUCUUCUCGACUCUUCUAUUCCCCAUGAGUUGUUGAACGAAUAUGCAAACGAACUAGAGGCUUCAGCUUUUAAGCCUGUUGAUGUCCCUGAUACUAUUGCUGAAGAAACCCCCCAAGCCUCAUACAAAACUCAGUCACACCUGAACCAGAUUGCCGGGUCGUACGGCUCGAUUAACAACUUUGCUAGCGGACACAAUAGUAGCUCAUCAUCUACGCUCAAAACAGCACUCCCCCAGAGGCGAACCCCAAAGGAUAUCUUUCGCUCUUCGGAGAAUUUGCCGCUGCUGCAGCACGAGGAUGACGAGGCGAAUGAGUCGAAUUCGCGACUGCAAUCUCCCCAACCAAACGUUUCGCCCAAGGAAGCUGGCCCACAGCCGAAUCUUCCAUGGCUGGAAGACGCUGAUCUGGACCACGACGAUCCUAUUGUGGCCUUGGCCAUUUGGAUCAAUCUCAUCGCAAACAUCAUCCUCCUGGCAGGAAAAAUUGCCGUCAUCAUCUCGGUCCCAUCCAUGUCCGUUCUCGCGGCUUUAGUUGAUGCAGUUCUCGAUUUGUUGAGUACUGCCAUCGUCUGGACCACAACCCGGCUGAUAUCAUCAAGCCAACGGGAUCAACAUAACUAUCCUGUUGGGCGAUCACGACUUGAACCUCUCGGAGUGCUGGUUUUCUCAGUCAUCAUGGUAACUUCUUUCUGCCAAGUUAGCCUGGAAUGUAUCCAGCGGCUUGCUGGACCAAACCACCAAGUCCUCCAAUUGGGCCUGCCAGCCAUCGUUAUCAUGAUAACGACUAUUGUAAUCAAGGGCGGCUGUUGGCUGUGGUGCCGCCUCGUCAGAAAUUCAAGUGUCCGAGCCCUAGCCGAUGAUGCAAUUACGGAUGUCGUAUUCAAUAUUGGCUCCAUCUUGUUUCCCCUGGUUGGCUUUUAUGGUCGAAUCUGGUGGCUUGACGCUUCCGGUGGUCUUGUCCUCUCCCUCGUUGUCAUCACCAUCUGGAGCCGCACUUCGGCUCAACACAUCCGCAACCUAACCGGCUUCUCUGCCCAACCUGACGAGCGAAACCUGCUUCUCUAUCUCACCAUGCGCUUUGCCACCGCCAUCCGCCAGAUUCAGAACCUGCGCGCGUAUCACGCGGGCGACAAGCUCUUCGUGGAGGUGGAUAUUGUGCUCUCAGCCAAUACACCGCUUAAGGAUAGCCAUGACUUGAGUGAGGUGCUGACCUAUUUCCUCGAGUCGGUGCCUAUUGUAGACAGGGCAUUUGUCCACGUAGAUUACCUGAGCUAUAAUGCGCCAACGCACAUGCUCAAGCAGCCUGCUUCAUGA